GGAGCUUCAUUUAAGAACAGAAAUCAGUCUUUAUUGGAAGUUUAAAAAUUUAGUGACUUUCUACUAUUAAGACAUGACGCUUCCAUUCCGAAAAGAUUUGGACAAGUACAAGGAUCUUGAUGAGGAUGAAAUUCUUGGCAAGCUAUCAGAAGAAGAACUGAAAUAACUGGAAACUGUUCUGGAUGACCUUGACCCUGAGAAUGCACUUUUGCCAGCAGGCUUCCGACAGAAAGACCAGACUGCUAAAAAGGCCUCGGGCACUUUUGACAGAAAGAAACUCCUUGCUUAUUUGGAGAAGGAAGCACUGGAACAGGAAGACAGGGAGGAUUUUGUUCCUUUUACAGGGGAAAAGAAAGGGAAAAUAUUUAUCCCCAAGCAGAAGCCUGUACAGUCUUUCAUGGAAGAAAAAGUGUUUCUUGAUCCAGAACUGGAGGAAGCUUUGACAAGUGCCACAGAUACAGAACUGUGUGACCUUGCAGCUAUCCUGGGAAUGCACAACUUGAUAACAAACACUCAGUUCUGUGACAUAGUAGGAAGUAGUAAUGGUGUCAGCAAUGAAAGCUUCACAGACGUAGUAAAAGGUGAAAGGACGAUACCAUUUUCAGAUGAACCACCAAAUCCCACACAUGUAGAGGAGAGUUUGCAAAGGAUUAAAGAUAAUGACUCUCGUCUUGUUGAAGUUAAUUUGAAUAAUAUAAAGAACAUCCCGAUUCCAACAUUGAAAGAAUUUGCUAAAGCUUUGGAAACCAACACCCAUGUGAAGAGUUUCAGCCUUGCAGCCACUCGAAGCAAUGACCCUGUUGCUGUUGCUUUUGCAGAUAUGCUGAGAGUGAACAAAAAAUUGAAAAGUCUAAAUAUAGAAUCAAAUUUCAUCACUGGGGUUGGCAUUAUGGCACUGGUUGAUGCACUAAAAGAGAAUGAAACCCUGUCAGAGGUCAGAAUCGAUAACCAGAGGCAGCAGUUGGGAACACCUGUAGAAACGGAAAUUGCCAAAAUGCUUGAGGAGAACACAAAUAUCCUUAAAUUUGGAUACCAUUUCACACAACAGGGACCGCGAACCAGGACAGCUGCAGCUAUCACAAAAAAUAAUGAUUUGGUUUGCAAGAGAAGGGUUGAAGGAGACAACCAGUAAACCUUGCUGCUUGCCUUUUGUAUUUUUGCUAUUUGUGUGGCCGCCGUUGCUGUUGUGUGGCACGCACAUUGGCAGAACCCUCCUGGCCCCUUGGGCCACUUCCAUUACCUGGAGGAGGGAUGUAUUAGGUCAAAGCAGGGCAUUGCGGAAGAUAUUGUUACGGUUUAGUUAGGCAGUUGGUGUUUUUAUUUGCCUUUUAGCUUUGGCUUGUGUAGAUUGUACUAUUGAUUUUAUAAGCUGGGAAUGUCCUGCCAAUGCCUUCUCUCCUUUUCUUUUUGAUUUUAAC
Mauremys reevesii (Reeves's turtle) is the source of this 1418-nucleotide messenger RNA. Its product is annotated as tropomodulin-3-like. The transcript has a single exon. NCBI's taxonomy places the organism in Eukaryota, Metazoa, Chordata, Testudines, Geoemydidae. Gene Ontology annotation, biological process: myofibril assembly; muscle contraction; pointed-end actin filament capping. Gene Ontology annotation, molecular function: tropomyosin binding. The record is from RefSeq and is a predicted model, not a curated record. Gene Ontology annotation, cellular component: myofibril; striated muscle thin filament.